Messenger RNA from Armigeres subalbatus, 2010 nucleotides. RefSeq lists its product as uncharacterized. Gene Ontology annotation, molecular function: nucleic acid binding; zinc ion binding. The record is from RefSeq and is a predicted model, not a curated record. The transcript is spliced from 2 exons. NCBI's taxonomy places the organism in Eukaryota, Metazoa, Arthropoda, Insecta, Diptera, Culicidae. Bases 1 to 2010 code for a protein of 669 amino acids.
AUGGAUAAGGUCAAGGAACGGGCGGGACCUGAUGAUGGAGAUUCGUCGAUGCGAGGAAACGAGACAUUGCCGCAUGGGCAUGGUACACUUGAUCAUGUUCGUUUGCCUCAAAUCAAGCUCCAAUCUUUCAACGGUGACAUCGACGAGUGGAUCAGCUUCCGAGACUUGUAUACCUCCCUCAUCCAUAGAAAGACGGACUUGCCGGAAGUGGAGAAAUUUCACUAUUUGAAGGGCUGUCUUCAAGGUGAACCAAAGAAUCUCAUCGAUCCCUUGAAGAUAACUAAAGCAAACUACCAGGUGGCUUGGGAUUUGCUGAUUAAGAGGUACGAUAACAGCAAGCUGUUGAAGAAGCGUCAAGUGCAAGCCUUGUUCAACUUGCCAACACUAUCUAAGGAGUCGGUAGUGGACUUGCAUACCCUGAUGGACGGGUUCGAGAGAGUGGUCCAGAACUUGGAUCAAGUGGUUAAACCCGAGGAGUACAAGGAUCUUCUACUUGUUAACUUGCUGACAACUCGGUUGGAUCCUGUAACUCGAAGAGGAUGGGAAGAACAUUCAUCUAUCAAGGAACAGGACACGUUGGCAGAUCUAACUGAUUUCAUGCGUCGUCGGAUACGAAUCCUGGAAUCACUCCCAACGAAGACUUCGGAUAGCAAGGGAUCCCAUCAAUCGCAACAGCCAAUGAAGCAGAAGUCGUCAGCUGUGAAGGCCAGCUACGGCUCCGUACAAUCGUCUGGGGGACGAUGUACGGUUUGUAAGGAGAACCAUCCGCUUUAUCAGUGUUCUUCUUUUCAACGGUUGUCGGUGCGAGAGAGGGAGGCGGUGUUGAGGUCAAACUCCCUAUGUAGAAAUUGCUUCCGGCCGGGUCACAUAGCGAAGAAUUGCCCGUCUAAAUAUUUCUGCCGCAGCUGUAAAGGUCGUCACAACACAUUGGUGUGCUUCAAAUCUGGGAAAGAUGGAUCAGCGAAGGUCGCUGCUGCUACGGAACGCAACAAUUCUCCUCCUCCGGAUGCUGGCGAGCAUUCGGGUUCGACAUCUGCCCAGGUGGUGAACGUGGUCGCCACCGAUUCUACAAUUUCUGGUGCAUCUCAGCAGUUCUCCUCCCAUGUACUUCUAGCCACGGCGGUCGUUAUCGUGGAAGAUGACGAGGGUAGCCGAUUUCCGGCUCGAGCGUUGCUGGACUCUGGCUCUGAAAGUAAUUUCAUCGCCGAACGGUUGAGCCAACGACUAAGGACGCAUCGAGAAAAGGUGGACAUCUCGGUCCUUGGUAUAGGUCAAGCAGCUUCAAAGGUGAAGCACAGGAUUCAAGCAAUGGUGUGCUCAAGAAUCACGGAUUUCUCUCGGAAUGUGAAUUUCCUGGUUCUGCCGAAGGUAACUGCGGAUCUACCUACGGCGAAGAUCAACAUGAACGGAUGGAAGAUGCCUGAAGGGAUUAGUUUAGCGGAUCCGGCCUUUUUCAGUCCCUGUGCGGUGGACAUGGUGUUGAGCAUCGACACGGCUACUACAGCAACUUUGGAAAAGUUGAUUGCACGGUUUUGGGCUAGCGAAGAGGUUGGUACUUCGAAGAUUCUUUCUACCGAGGAGCAAAGGUGUGAAGAAUUGUUCCAGCAGUCGAUUCACAGGGAAUCCGACGGUCGGUAUACUGUUUCGUUGCCGAAGGAUGAGGACGUCGUUUCAAGGAUUGGCGAGUCACGGGACAUCGCCUACCGGCGUUUUCUAGGCACGGAACGCAGAUUAGCCAGGGAUGCUAAUUUACGGCAACAGUAUCACCAAUUCAUGGCGGAUUACAUACAGCUGGAGCACAUGACCAAGGUGAAGGAUACAACAGAGUCCGAGAAACGUUGUUUUCUACCACACCAUCCCGUCAUCAAAGAAGCUAGCACCACCACGAAGGUUCGUGUGGUCUUUGAUGCGUCGUGCAAAACGUCGUCAGGUGUAUCGCUGAACGAUGCUUUGCUGGUGGUCCAAUCGUCCAAGAAGACCUUCGAUCGAUCAUGCUUCGAAGUCGCAUGA